UAGUGCCGGUACGGUUCUGAGCGUUCUUUCCGCAUCGGUUCAGUCGGUGCUCUCGAGAACCUCACGCACAAGCUACCCUAAGCCGUCAUUAUGGAAGACCCGUGCUACACUCUGACGGCUCCGCUCGAGGACAAUGACGUCCAAGAGAUGGGCAUCCGAAAUGACUUUGAAAAAGGCGAUCCUAAAAAGCAAGCAAAAGCUUUGGAGCACCUGAUCAAUAAAAUGAUGCACGGUGAGCGCUUUUCACCUUCGAUGUUGAUGACUGUCAUCCGGUUUCUGCUUCCUUCAAAUGACCACACAAUCAAGAAGCUCCUCCUCAUAUUCUGGGAAAUCGUUCCUAAACGGGACCAGAACAAGAAACUCCUGCAGGAAAUGAUUCUCGUGUGUGAUGCGUACCGGAAAGACCUCCAGCAUCCGAACGAAUUCAUCCGAGGAUCGACCCUCCGCUUCUUGUGCAAGCUCAAGGAGCCUGAACUCCUCGAGCCGCUGGUGCCGGCCAUCACAGCCUGUCUGCAGCAUCGGCACAGCUAUGUUCGCAAGAACGCCGUACUGGCCAUUCUGGAAAUCUAUAAAAACUUCAAUCAGCUCAUUCCGGACGGGCCGGAGCUCAUCGCGGACUCCUUGGAUAUCGAGCACGACCAGUCCUGCCGGCGGAACGCUUUCCUCGCGCUGAUGACGCUUGACAGAGAGCGCGCAUUGAAUUAUCUGGCAGACAUCGCCGAACAAGUCGACAGGUUGAGCGAGCCCCUCCAACUCAUAAUCAUAAAGUUCAUCUACGAAAUCUGUCACGACAAUCCCAGCGAAAGGUCGAAGUUCAUCAAAAUGGUUUACCUUUUGCUGAACGCCAGCUCCCCAUCAGUGAAGUUCGAAGCUGCCGGUGUCCUCGUCACGCUGAGCCAAGCGCCGGCAGCGAUCAAGGCGGCCGCCGGCGCCUACAUCGAUCUCGUCGUCAAGAGCGAUAACAACGUGAAGCUCAUCGUCCUCGACAAUCUCAUCAGUCUCAAAGAGGAACACAGCAAACUACUUCAGGACAUCGUGAUGGACCUCUUCCGUGUUCUUGGCGCUUCCGACCUCGAGGUUCGACGCAAAGCGCUCAAACUCGCCCUCGACCUCAUAAGCGCCAAGUACGUGCCGGAAAUGGUUGGCGCGAUCAGCAAAGAGAUCGCCAAGACCGAGGCGGCCACGGCCGACAAUACAGACGAACACUACCGAGAGCUCCUCGUGAAGACACUCCAUCGCCUCGCUAUCAAGUACCCCGACUCGAUGCAGGAAGUCGUUCCAGUGGUCCUGGAUCUUCUCUCGGACCAGAACGCCUGCGUAGCCGAAGCGGUGUUGUCCUUCAUCCGCGAGAUUCUCCACAAAUACGAACACGCUCGACGGUUUAUCGUCACGAAGCUCACCGAAGUCUUCCCGCAGAUCUGCGGUUCCUCGACGCACCGGAGCGCCCUGUGGCUCCUCGGAGAGUAUUGUGCGAGCCCGGACCAGAUAGUCGCCUUCAUGAAAUGUGUCCGGAACUCGCUGGGAGAACUGCCGAUCGUCGAGAGCGAAACCGCUGAGCUCAACAAAGACGCGGAGGACGCUGCCAAUGACGACGAGAACCGCGUGAACGGUAGCACCGAAGCGGUGGUCACGACCCGGGUGACGGCCGACGGGACGUACGCCACGCAAACAGCGAUGACCUCCGAGAAGAAGGUCGACAGCAACGAAAAGAAACGACCGCCGCUCCGACAGUAUCUCUACGAAGGCGACUUCUUCAUCGGGGCGGCUCUCGCGUCGGAUUUGGUAAAAGUCACCCUCCGCUACGUGAAGCUCGUCAACGACCCUCAUCUGCAGCACGGUUUCAUCGCCGGAGUGAUGUUGGUCCUGACAACAAUUUUGAACUACGGACAAUCGGACUUGCCGGAAAAGCAAAUCAGCGAGGACGAUUCUAAGAAAAUCUCCAUGUGUCUCAAGCUCUUGUUGGAAAAUGUCCACGACGACCAGUUAGAUCUUGCCGCACAGACGAGAGGAGCGCUGGACCACAUGCUCGCGAUCAAAAGCGAACAGGAGAACACGCUAGAGAAGAAAAGUGCCGAAGUCAAGCUGCCAGCGAAAGAUUCUCAAGUCGACGACUGCAUUUCAUUUUCGUUGCUCACUCCGAAAGGCGCCGGUCACGAGGCAACGGAGAACAUUUUCGAGAUUUCCUUGGCUCGAGCUGUUCAGGGUAAUCGCGAUCUCCAUGCCGGGGAUUUGUUGAAGAACUCCAAGUUGUCCAAAGUGACGCAGCUCACGGGUCUCUACGAUCCGGUUUACGCCGAAGCGUACGUACAGGCCACGGAAUUCGACAUUUGCCUGGACGUUCUAAUUGUCAACCAGACGUCGGACACCUUACAACAUUGCAUUCUGGAGUUGGCGACGCUAGGCGACGAUUUGAAACUUCUUCAGAAACCGAGCUCGGUCACUCUGGCUCCAUUCGACUUCUGUAAUAUGAAAGCUACCAUCAAAGUGGGCGCUGCCGAUAACGGAACGAUAUUCGGUAACAUCGUCUACGACGUGAAGGGGGGAACGAAUGUUGUCGUUCUCAACGAUAUCAAGAUCGAUAUCAUCGACUAUAUUAUGCCCUCGGUCUGUUCGGAUGCCGACUUCCGCAAGAUGUGGGCUGCGUUCGAAUGGGAGAACAAGGUUUCCGUCAACACUCCACUGCGCGACCUCAACGAUUACCUUCAGACCUUGAUAGAAGCCACCAACAUGAAUUGUCUCACUCCGGAGCAGGCUCUCAAAGGCGACUGCGGCUUCCUGGCGGCGAAUCUCUACGCGAAGAGCAUCUUCGGCGAGCACGCCGUCGCCAACGUCUCGAUUGAGAAGCGUUCCAAAGAUCUUCAUCCUCACAGUAUCAUCUCAGGCCAUAUCAGGAUCCGAGCAAAGAGUCAGGGAAUGGCUAUCUGCAUAGGCGAGAAGAUGAGGGACAUACAGAGAUCCACAGUUCCUGAUCGUUCUGCUCCCGCUACUGUUCCGACUGAGGCCUGAACAGAGGAGAAGGUCGACGAACCAAGUCGAUCCCACAGUUUUUACAAAGAUGGCUUGAAAGCGUCGCGAGCCUGCAUUCAUGGUGAG
Molecule: messenger RNA, 3093 nt
Organism: Galendromus occidentalis (western predatory mite)
Lineage: Eukaryota; Metazoa; Arthropoda; Arachnida; Mesostigmata; Phytoseiidae
Gene: betaCOP
Product: coatomer subunit beta
Exons: 4
Coding region: 91-3006 (971 amino acids)
Biological process (GO): intra-Golgi vesicle-mediated transport; intracellular protein transport; endoplasmic reticulum to Golgi vesicle-mediated transport
Cellular component (GO): COPI vesicle coat; cytoplasm
Molecular function (GO): structural molecule activity
Source: RefSeq, a predicted model, not a curated record